CUCAAAAUGUCUCUUCCAUUUACAGUUCUCAUUCUAUUGAUAUUUUCAUCUUAUUUCAUCUCUCUCGCACAUUCCAAAUUUGCUCGACUAGCGAUUUCACCAAAAACGUUAAUCAAGAAUACACCUGAUGGAUCAACACAAAAAGUAGAUGAAUCUGGUCUUCAGAUGUUCUACUUUAAUCAGACCCUCGAUCACUUCACAUUCAGACCAGAAAGCUACAUGACUUUUCAACAAAGAUACGCGAUCAAUUCCACGCACUGGGGUGGUGCUAAGGCCAACGCGCCAAUCUUAGCGUUUCUUGGAGAGGAAACGUCGUUAGACUCUGAUUUGUCUGGCAUUGGCUUUCUUCGUGACAACGGUCCCCGUCUCAAAGCGCUCCUCGUCUACAUAGAGCAUAGGUAUUAUGGUAAGACUAUGCCAUUUGGAUCAGCAGAAGAAACAUUAAAGAACGCAAGUACGUUGGGGUAUUUGAACGCAGCACAAGCCCUAGCAGACUACGCCGCGAUUCUCUUGCACGUUAAGGAGAAGUACUCUACUAAACACAGCCCUAUCAUUGUCAUAGGAGGAUCUUAUGGUGGAAUGUUAGCGGCAUGGUUCAGGCUAAAAUAUCCACACAUAGCACUUGGAGCAUUAGCAUCGUCAGCUCCUCUUCUCUACUUUGAAGAUACUCUUCCUAAGUUUGGUUAUUAUUAUAUUGUAACCAAAGUUUUCAAGGAAACGAGUGAAAGAUGUUAUAACACAAUCCGAAAAUCUUGGAAAGAAAUCGAUAGAGUUGCUGCCAAGCCCAAUGGUCUUUUGAUUCUCAGCAAAAAAUUCAAAACUUGCGCUCCAUUGAACGGAAGCUUCAAAAUCAAAGACUUCUUGGACUCGGUAUACGCCGAAUCCGUUCAAUACAACCGAGGUCCGAGUUAUUGGGUGACCAAAGUGUGCAAUGCAAUCAACACCAACACGUACCCACCGAACAGUAAGCAUGAUUUACUCGACCAGAUUUUUGCCGGUGUUGUCGCUUUAAUAGGCAACCGAACUUGCUAUGAUACCAAUAUGUUUGCGCAACCAACCAACAAUAAUAUCGCAUGGAGAUGGCAGAGUUGCAGUGAAAUUGUUAUGCCGGUGGGAUAUGACAAACAAGAUACCAUGUUCCCGACGACACCGUUUAAUAUGACCAGUUACAUUAGUGGAUGUGAAUCGUAUUACGGUGUUCCACCUAGACAACAUUGGAUCACAACGUACUUCGGCAUUCAGGAUGUCAAGUUAAUCCUCCAAAAAUUUGGGAGCAACAUAAUCUUCUCUAACGGUUUGUCAGAUCCAUACAGCGUCGGCGGAAUUUUGGAGGAUAUUUCAGACACUAUAGUCGCCAUCACAACAAAAAAUGGUUCACAUUGUCAAGACAUUGGCUUGAAGAGCAAAGAUGAUCCGGAGUGGCUCGUAAUGCAAAGAGAAAAAGAAAUUAAAAUACUUGAUUCUUGGAUUUCAACGUAUCAGAAGGAUCUAAGAGAUCUUAACAUAUCAAAUUAAACUUUGGUUAUAGUAUAUAUAUCAAUAAUUUACUUGCAUUCGUAGUAUUGCAAUAGUUACUGGGAUUGAGCUAGAGUCUUGCAGUAACUUUUCGGAACGCGGUGGUAGAAGACAUUGUAAGCUACAGAGAGUUUGAGACUACAGAAAAAUAUGAAAUGUUUUCCCCAAUGAAGUUCUUCAACGUCAAUGCAUGUUAGGGUAUUUAAAAGCCAAAUAUCUCUUAGUCGGUUUAAAAUGUUACCAUUCUUAAAAUGGUUUCAUAAAACUAAAAGUUAU
This is a messenger RNA of Capsella rubella, 1791 nucleotides long. RefSeq names its product lysosomal Pro-X carboxypeptidase. The record is from RefSeq and is a predicted model, not a curated record. Gene Ontology annotation, molecular function: dipeptidyl-peptidase activity; serine-type exopeptidase activity. The transcript has 9 exons. Gene Ontology annotation, biological process: proteolysis. Bases 7 to 1515 code for a protein of 502 amino acids. NCBI's taxonomy places the organism in Eukaryota, Viridiplantae, Streptophyta, Magnoliopsida, Brassicales, Brassicaceae.